AUGGCUCAUUUUCUGCGAGGGAAGCAGGCGGGAAUACAAAAAGAUUUCUCCGCGGGCCUUGAUUCGCGACUCUUCGCCAUCGACGAGGUGGCCCGAUAUGGAGUCAAUUCCCAAGUAUCCGCCAUAGCAUAUGAUCCGGUUCAGUCAAUACUUGCCGUAGGUACUAAUGAUUCGAAAUUCGGAAGCGGCCAAAUCUAUGUCUUUGGUAGAAAGCGGGUUACCGUAACUCUACGUCUCCCUCGUAAAGCUUCCGUGAAGAUCCUUCAAUUCUGCUCCGACAAGCUAGUUGCGGUCGAUAAUAAGAAUGAACUGUCCAUUUUCUCCCUCCUGAAUACGCGUAUUCUCACAUCAUACUCACCGUCCGGGUCAAUCACUGCGCUAGCAACAGACCCUACACUAGACUAUGCUUUGAUUGGCCUCCAAAAUGGCGAGGUCCUCGCUUAUGAUAUGGACCGACAGAAUCUUGCUCCCUGGCGAAUUCCAUCUCUCUGGAAGGAACAGAAUCCUAGAGCUCGUCCAACGCCUGUGGUUACCCUGGCAUUCCAUCCACGACACAUCGGCAACCUACUGGUUGGAUACGCUGAUGGAGCUAUAGUAUAUUCGUUCCAGCAGAACAAGCCGAGCAAGACAUUUCAAACUAUUCCAUCUUCGAGAGGCGUUCAAGGCUCGGCACGCUUGACACAGGCUAUAUGGCAUCCUACUGGAACUUUUGUGCUGAUCGGGCACGAGGACUCGACAUUCGUCAUUUGGGAUGUCAAAGAAGGGAGACAAAUACUCGCUCGUACUUUGGAUGCAGCCGGUCCUGGCUCGGGAACAUCUGUUCAAGGAUCAAGUAGUGGAACGAGUGUUAUUCGUGAACCGAUAUUCAAGGUCGCAUGGUGUGCCAAAGAAAACCCAGAUGAUACUGGUCUACUAGUAGCUGGAGGACGUUCAACGACAGACGUGGACAAGGGACUUAAUUUCCUUGAACUUGGUGCAACUCCUGUUUAUGCUACUUCAUCAUGGCAAGCCUUGACAGAUCAUUUUGUGAGGCCGAAGCGUCAAUUUGUGUUACCAUCCCCUCCAAACGCUCAAGUCGUUGACUUUUGCCUCAUACCGAGAAAGACACCCCACUUCGCUGGAGCAAGCGAUCCCAUAGCUGUCAUAGCGCUCCUUGCAUCUGGUGAGAUGGUGACAAUGAGCUUUCCUUCCGGCCAUCCCAUCACGCCUACAAACCAGCUUCACGUCUCUUUAACGUAUGUUCACCCAUUCGUGGACCGUAUUGCUAUGAGCUAUGUGGACCGUACCAGAUGGCUUGGACUUGUGGAAAAGCGUUUGCAAGGCCCACCAAUCUUGAAGGGUGGCGCAGAGGCCAAGCGUUCACUGAUGCGCUUUUCUCACCGUAACAUUCUUCAUACUGCACAUGCCGACGGAACAAUUCGCCUAUAUGACGCUGGACAUGGCGAUGACAUCGAAAACGAAGAUAUUCUGCAAGUGGACGUCGCUCGCGCAGUCGGGCGCUACGAUAAUGUAGAAAUCGUGACUAUGUCAAUGUCAGGUGCUACCGGAGAGUUAGCAGUAGGUCUGCGCUCUGGCGAAGUGUCUAUCUUUCGAUGGGACCAUAACCAGAAUUAUGGCCGUGAUAUACCCCACAAAGAAGCUCGAGGUUUCGGUCUCGAAGCAAUACAGGAUCGAGCGGAACCUGGCAUAAAGGAAGGUCUCUCACCAUUAGCUGUCUUUGAUCAGCAGCAAGCACCUGUGACAACUAUAAAAAUGAGUGAUGUUGGUUUCGUCUGCGCAGGAUUCGAAAGCGGGGCUAUCGUCGUAAUUGACCUACGGGGGCCUGCAGUGAUUUUCGAAACGAAUGUCAUUGAAGUGUCUUCCCACUCAGGUAAAAAGAGCAGCUUUCGUAGAUCAAGCGUCAGUCAGAGUCAAGCAACAAGAGAGUGGCCUACAAUCGUAGACUUCGGCGUCAUGAGCCUAGAAGGAGAAAAUUACUCAAGCAUCCUCUUGUUUGUGGGUACCAACACAGGCAACCUGCUGACGUUUAAGCUGCUACCCGAGUCGUCCGGUGGGUAUGCGGUUAAGAUGGCUGGACUCUGCCAUCUGAGUGACAGAAUCAUCUCUAUACAUCCCAUCAAUAUUGACACGGGGGGUCCGGCAGACGCAGCUCAAGAGAUUAUUGGUGGUUUACGAAGCGGCACCAAAGUCAAUGGAGAUGUGCUGGUCAUUACAAGCAAUGGUGCGCAUCUGUUCAGACCUCCGUCUUCGAAAGGAGCCCACAAAAGCUGGGAUACAGUUGUCUGCUAUCAAGCAGCGGUAGCUCGAUUUGAGGCACAUACAUACGCCUUAGUUGGCGUGUUCGGUGACGGAACGGCAAAAGCAUUCUCAAUUCCUGGUCUAAAGGAGAUCGCGUCUGCAGAUAUUUCUACGAUACUAGACAUUCAAAGGCUAUCAGAGGCAAUCGUAACCCCCAUCGGGUACAUUUUCGGCUGGAUAGGACCGUCUGAGGUGGCAGUGUUAAAUGUUUGGGGUACAGGGCAGGACCUGACUCGAUCGCUCGAUAGAAUAUUCAACCCGGAAUUGUCGGUCCCGCCGAGGCCUACAAUAUCAAAUCUACAAUGGAUUUCGGGCACGACGCAUGUCACCCCUGCAGAUAUGGACAAGCUGAUCGGAGGACCUGAUCGUCCUCCCUCAAAGCGCAUGCUCGAGCAGAUGCGUGCGGAUGAAAUAGCAGAACGCCAAGCUGACCGUCAGAAAACCACUAGCCCGUCAUCUUCUCAUCAAUCUGAACAACAGCAAGAGGGCUAUUGGGCUUACAUGCAAAGGCAGAUCCAAGAACGCACUGAAAAUCUAGGCUUGGCAGGCGACUCAAUGGACAAACUUGAGGAUAAUAGCUCAGGCUUCGCAAACGACGUCAACAAGUUCGUCAGAGAUCAAAAGAAAGCCGCAGUAAAAGGAUAUCUUUUAAUUGUCGGCAAAAUAUAUGAUGAUUUGAGGUGGCUGAUUCAAAUGAAACCGCUAAUCUGCUGGAUCUAG
Messenger RNA from Bacidia gigantensis, 3018 nucleotides. RefSeq lists its product as uncharacterized. Gene Ontology annotation, cellular component: plasma membrane; cytoplasm. Gene Ontology annotation, molecular function: syntaxin binding; myosin II binding; GTPase activator activity. NCBI's taxonomy places the organism in Eukaryota, Fungi, Ascomycota, Lecanoromycetes, Lecanorales, Ramalinaceae. The record is from RefSeq and is a predicted model, not a curated record. Bases 1 to 3018 code for a protein of 1005 amino acids. Gene Ontology annotation, biological process: establishment of cell polarity; regulation of exocytosis; regulation of protein secretion. The transcript has 7 exons.